AUGAAGGCGGGUACUCUCCGGGGAACCAUGCCCCCCUCCGGCACGUUUGUUACAGCUGCUUCAUCAUCCGAAGCAUCCUCCAUGGCAUCUCGAACCACCAAACGUUCGGCUUCUAUUUUGCUGUUGACACCAGCAUUUGCAAGGCUUAUUUUGCAACUUAAUCUUCAGCCUCCUGAAUUUGUUACUGGUACUUAUUAUUUUGAGUUGAGGGCGUUAUCUCUUACGCAACAGUUGGGGUACUACAAGGAGUACCAGAGUAAGGUGACAAAAUUGGUGGGGAUUGAGAAAGCAAAAGGGAUGUUCUCAGCUGGAAUUCAUCUUCUUAGUGUUGGAAAUAGUGAUUAUCUUCAUAAUUACUACAUCAAUUCUCAUAUCUACAGACAGUAUGCACCUGAUUAG
This is a messenger RNA of Spinacia oleracea (spinach), 399 nucleotides long. Its product is annotated as GDSL esterase/lipase At5g03810-like. The transcript is spliced from 3 exons. NCBI's taxonomy places the organism in Eukaryota, Viridiplantae, Streptophyta, Magnoliopsida, Caryophyllales, Amaranthaceae. Bases 1 to 399 code for a protein of 132 amino acids. The record is from RefSeq and is a predicted model, not a curated record.